Molecule: messenger RNA, 629 nt
Organism: Lytechinus pictus (painted urchin)
Lineage: Eukaryota; Metazoa; Echinodermata; Echinoidea; Temnopleuroida; Toxopneustidae
Product: large ribosomal subunit protein uL29-like
Exons: 2
Biological process (GO): maturation of LSU-rRNA from tricistronic rRNA transcript (SSU-rRNA, 5.8S rRNA, LSU-rRNA); translation
Cellular component (GO): cytosolic large ribosomal subunit; ribosome
Molecular function (GO): structural constituent of ribosome; mRNA binding
Source: RefSeq, a predicted model, not a curated record
UUACAGACGCGGAUCAAGGCUCAUGAACUCCGAGGAAAGAAGAAGGAGGAGUUGGAGGAGAACCUCAACAAGCUGAAGCAAGAAUGGGCUCAGCUUCGAGUUGCCAAGGUGACUGGUGGUCAGGCAUCCAAGCUUGCUAAGAUCUGUGUCAUUCGUAAGAGUAUUGCUCGUGUGCGAACUGUUAUGCACCAGACACAAAAGGAGAACCUUCGCAAGUUCUACCGCAACCGUAAGUUCAAGCCCCUGGACCUCCGCCCCAAGAAGACGCGAGCCAUCCGUCGCCAGCUCAGCCGAUCAGAACUCAACCGCCGCACCAGCAAACAGAUCCGCAAGGCCAGCAUGUACCCCAUGCGCAAGUACGCCGUCAGGGCGUAAAUGUAGCUACAUGCAACUCUCAAAACUGUUUCACAAACAUUUUCAGGACCAGGAUUGCUUCUGUCUUCACAGGAUACGGUGUUAUGGCUUAAUCAGUUGGUGAGACGAGCUAUGAUAUCACACAAAGAAGGUGAACCAUCAACGAUGAAUGGUCACACACUCACCAUCAAUGGGCAAGGAAUAUUCAUCAUCAUAACUCAAAUUGAUCCAGGAACCUCAUUGCCAGAUUAAUAAAGUCUGUUCUCAGCACAUAA